Pseudomassariella vexata is the source of this 1245-nucleotide messenger RNA. RefSeq lists its product as uncharacterized. Bases 1 to 1245 code for a protein of 414 amino acids. The record is from RefSeq and is a predicted model, not a curated record. The transcript has 7 exons. Lineage: Eukaryota; Fungi; Ascomycota; Sordariomycetes; Amphisphaeriales; Pseudomassariaceae.
AUGGCAGACAGCGCAGACUUGACCAACAGUCUGAAAAUGGAAGCAAGACACUUUAGGACCUCUAGGACCGUAAAUGGACACUCGGACAAGCCGGCGGCCGCAAGACGAAGUGAGUUGUUUUCCCGCAUUGCACCGCAUUAUCGGAUUUGGGAAACAAAGCUGCUUCUCCCCGUGGACAAACUUGACAGAAGCACAGCUUAUUUUCUAGGGCAUACCACUAAGAAAAGAUGGGUCCAGGGUGCGGUUGGCGGGAGCGACACAGUGGAGCUGGAAAUGCGGCAACAUUUAGACACACUUACUACCCGCAAUUGUGGAGAGAGGCGGCCAAGUCGGCGUGGUCGCCAUCUUCGCGAUGGAACCAAGCCGACAGGUCCAGGGUUUGGUGGAUGUUGGCAGCAGGGUCAAACAAAACAAACAACGUUCGGAUAUUGGUUUGCCCACUGUUACGGCGCCUCUAAUGUGGCACGUCCCAUUUGUCUCAGAUGCCAACAGAGACAACUGGACUGCUUGUAUGAUGACAAACAGGCACCUGCUUCGGUUGAGGCUGUCGCCGCCGAGCUCGGUAGCUCUCACACGCCGCCCCUAGAGCCAUUGGACAACUUGCAAACCCUCACCCCAGCGCGCACGCUGGCCGAGGCGAGCCAAGCAGCUCGGCAGGGUGACCGCAAUGCCUCUGCAGCAAAUCAUUUCGGCCAAGCGCCGUCCCCCAAGUCUCUCAGCUGGCUCGUUUCGUCUGAGCUGCCCGAUAACGAUGGGAUAACUAUUCUUUGGAAGAGUACUUCCCCAACAUCCACAACCUCCGUUGCUUCGGCUUCGUUCACCAGCCCACGUAUAUACAACAGCUUCACGACCAAUCCCGUAUCAUACAACAACAGAGCGCCCUGCUGCAUGUCAUAUGUGCUCUUGGAGCCAAGUGACAGCCUUGUUAGGUUCUACGCUUUGAAAUGCCGCGACCGCAUGAACCUCCCGAAUGGGUUCGCCAUCUCCCUCCCAACCCCCUCCCAGGCUGGUAACUCAUGGGCGAAAAGAGCCAAGGUCAUGUUAACCUCCGACAUGAACAACGUCUCAGUUCAAAUACCAUGGGUGGGAAGCUACGCCAGCGCCUUUAUGCUUACUGGCUUGGGCGUGCGCAUGGCAAAAGCAUGGCAGAUCAACCUGGAAAAGUCCACCGAUGUCCUUUGCAACGGCAGUUCGGACGGCCAGCUCCACUGGUCCAGCCGUGCAGCCAGACGACGUUUGAUGUGA